AUGACCAGUCUGAGUUUCAUGAUCAACAUCCCCUCACCGGGGGAGAAAGGAUACAAGCAACGGGCUCCUAUCAACAGCAUGUUGACCCAUCGAACCAUUGCUUCGAAUGCUGCUGCAGUAGGCGCAAACGAAGAAUACAUCUUUCCUUCGGCUUCGGAUUUGGCAUCAGUGCGAAGCGAUGAUAUUGCCAUGACUGCCCCACAUGCCGUUCCUCCACCUCUGAGCAGCAGCAAGGAGGACAUGAGCUUAUCAGCACGGCGGUUACGAUCUCUCAGGAGACAACGCCUCGCUCGUGACAAUCGAGGAGAAUCCAAAGAAGAGGUGACAUAUGAUUAUGCGUUUCCAGCUGGAUCGUACAUUCUUUCGAUGGGAUCUGAAGGCUAUGAUAAUCGAGGAGGAUUGGACGAUGAUAACAACAAUGCUUCGACUAUGCGCUAUCAUGAUGAUUCAGGCAGCCAUGCUACCAUGGAAUAUAGCAUGAUGUCAGGUAAUAUGCUGCACAGCAAAGGCCAAAUCCGAGAGCGUCAGUAUGAGGAGAGCAAAUCAAAUGCAGAAGAUGACUCUGUACAGGUCUACUACAGUCGACUUGAGGCCGCCAUUCAGAACUUUUCAACAUCCAUCAUGGAAAGCAUGUCAGAUGGAUGGUGUGGGCGUGCCAAUGGCUGUGAUGAAGAUUCAUCUAUUAUCGUGGAUGAGACUAGCAGCAACAGGAACCAUCCUUCAAACCAAGAACAACGACGACAACAACAACAUCCUAACGAUGCAAAUACCAUUGAGCAACCUUUGGAUCCAUUUGACAUUAUCCAAGACCCACAGGUUGCGGCUAUAUUGAAAAAGACUCGCAACAGACACGAUGCAUAUGGUUAUGUCCAUGCUAGUAGACCCCGCGACAGUCGCGGCGAUGCCGGUAGCUACACUAGCACUGACACACACCUGAGAGCCUUGGAAAUUGUCGCAAGAAACAAGACGAAUAAUCAGAAUCGAAACAGCAAACCUCGAUCCACCGCAGCAGCCGUCUGA
This is a messenger RNA of Cylindrotheca closterium, 1020 nucleotides long. The record is from the annotation of a GenBank genome assembly. Lineage: Eukaryota; Bacillariophyta; Bacillariophyceae; Bacillariales; Bacillariaceae.